This is a messenger RNA of Scomber japonicus (chub mackerel), 1801 nucleotides long. It is a transcript of the gene ubiad1, whose product is annotated as UbiA prenyltransferase domain containing 1. The transcript has 3 exons. The record is from RefSeq and is a predicted model, not a curated record. The coding region runs from base 89 to 1432 and encodes 447 amino acids. Gene Ontology annotation, biological process: menaquinone biosynthetic process; vitamin K biosynthetic process. Gene Ontology annotation, cellular component: Golgi membrane; endoplasmic reticulum. NCBI's taxonomy places the organism in Eukaryota, Metazoa, Chordata, Actinopteri, Scombriformes, Scombridae. Gene Ontology annotation, molecular function: prenyltransferase activity.
CAUAAAUAUGUAAUACAUUGCUAUGAAUUGAAUAAUUAAUUUUUUUUUUUUGUAUCAAAUGAUUUGCAGGGUUAAACAUAUUUAAUAAAUGUCGGAACCAUUUGUAGGAGGUGGUGGUUUCCCCUCCGCCUCUUUACGACGUUGCACGUUCGGCGGAGGAAAUGGCGCCCGUCGGGUGCAGCAGGCUUCACGUUUGCCAACCAGUCAAGUCCCCUCGAAGUUGACACGUAAGAUAUCCACCUGCCCGUCGUCGCAGCGGCCUCAACGGGCUCAGAAGUAUGUUUUUAAGAGGCGCACUUUGUGUCGGACGGUGAAGACUUCAGAGGAACACCAAACUCUGGCAUUCAGGAUCAUCGCUGGUACCGUAGACUGCAGAGGCAUGGCCAAAGAACAGAAACACAGCAGGGCGGAAACAUUUGUACUGGCUGGAUCGAAUGGUCACAUUGGCCAACAAUGGCAGACUGGUUUAAAUAAUACGGUGCAAAAUCACCCACCGGGCAACAACCACAUGUCGAGGAUGGCCCGCGUCACCUCGGACGUGAGGCUCAAGUGCGCGGCUUAUGUGCUCGCGCUGAGGCCGUGGAGCUUCAGCACCUCGCUCACGCCGGUGGCCCUCGGCAGCGCUUUGGCGUACAAACUGGAGGGCUCUGUGGACUUGGUCAUCCUGAUGGUGUGUGCGGUGGCUGUCCUCGUAGUGCACGGGGCAGGCAACCUCGUAAACACUUACUAUGACUUCUCAAAAGGGAUUGACCACAAGAAGAGUGACGAUAGGACUCUUGUAGAUGAGAUCUUGGCGCCACAGGAUGUUGUUAUGUUUGGAGCGUUGUUAUAUUCGUUAGGGUGCUUGUGUGCCACCCUGCUCUACUUCCUGUCUACACUUAGACUGGAGCACCUAGCCCUUAUUUACUUUGGGGGACUCUCCAGCUCUUUUUUAUACACCGGAGGCAUUGGUCUAAAGUACGUGGCCCUGGGAGACCUGGUCAUCCUCAUCACCUUCGGCCCACUAGCGGUCAUGUUCGCCCACGCGGUGCAGGUCGGCUACCUGUCAGUGCUGCCGUUGGUGUACGCCGUCCCGCUGGCCCUCAACACAGAAGCCAUCCUCCACAGCAACAACACCAGAGACAUGGACUCUGACAAGCAGGCGGGCAUUGUCACCCUGGCCAUCCUCAUAGGCCCCAUGCUCUCUUACGUCCUCUACAACCUCCUGCUCUUCGUCCCCUACGUGCUCUUCUGCAUCCUCGCCACGCGUUACACCAUCAGCAUGGCGCUGCCUCUGCUCACACUGCCCAUGGCCUUCCCUCUGGAGAAGCAGUUCCGCAGCCGAUGCUACGCCAAGAUCCCCCAGAAGACCGCCAAGCUCAACCUCCUCAUGGGACUAUUCUAUGUGUUCGGGAUCAUCCUGGCGCCUCCUGGCAGCUUGCCGUUACUGUGAUUCUUUAGCUUUGAUAUUUCAAAUUUUGCCGUUUUAAUACAGACUAAUAGAUUAUGUACCUCUUUGUACGAUGCAUUUCGAGGGCUUUCACAGGCUUUAAUUUAUUGUCUUAUUUAUAUGUUGAAGAAAUUUAGUUGAGUUACUCCUGUGAUACUGAAGGCAUAAUCAGAUGUAAUUUUUUUUUUCAGUAUUAAGUCCGCUGUAAUAUGUUGGUAAAAGUAAGAAGUGUUGGAGUCCUUUUGUAGAGGUAAGCAAAGUUUUCAUCACAUGGACAAACAAUAAACCUACAGUUGCCAUAUUUGUAGAUUUUUAAGACAUGACGCAUACAAAUAUCAUAAAAACUUCAAUAAACCAUUAUUCUAAACAUUA